Messenger RNA from Oryza sativa Japonica Group (Japanese rice), 1060 nucleotides. RefSeq names its product cold shock protein 2. The record is from RefSeq and is a predicted model, not a curated record. Lineage: Eukaryota; Viridiplantae; Streptophyta; Magnoliopsida; Poales; Poaceae. Gene Ontology annotation, biological process: response to auxin.
UCUACCUCCCACCCUCUCUCUCUCUCUCUAAAACUGUAUAAGCUUCUCUCUCUAGCUAGGGUACGGUGGUGGUGGUUGCAAUGGCGAAGGGCGGGCUGAGCAAGCUCAAGUGCAUGAUCAAGAGGUGGCACUCGUCGAGCAGGAUCUCCCGCACGCCGUCGGGGUGCUCGGCGUCGGCGGGGUCGACGUCGGCGCGCAGCUCGCACGGCGGCGGACGCGUCGGCGGGGAGGAAUGGGGGCGCAGCGUCGUGGCGAGCGGCGGCGGAGGGGGAGGAGGAGGAGGAGGGCGCGGCGGGUCGGUGUCGUUCCACGGCGCGGACGGCGUGCCCCCGGGGCUCCACCCGGUGUACGUCGGCAAGUCGCGCCGCCGCUACCUCAUCGCCGCCGACCUCGUCGGCCACCCGAUGUUCCAGAACCUCGUCGACCGCUCCGGCGGCGGCGGCGUGGGGGGCGGCGGCGGCGGCGGCACCGUCGUCGGCUGCGAGGUCGUGCUGUUCGAGCACCUCCUCUGGAUGCUGGAGAACGCCGACCCGCAGCCGGAGUCGCUCGACGAGCUCGUCGAGUACUACGCGUGCUGACCGCGCCUAGCUACCUGCGAUCGAGAAGACGGCGGCGGCGGCGAUGGCCGGCGUCGCCGAGCUCGCCGGAGUCGUCGGAGGCUUCUAGAAGGGGGUAAUUUGGUAAUUCGGUUUGUUCUUUUUUUUUUUGGUUCUUUCUUUGAGGUUAGGGGUAGAGUUGUAAUAUACGCCGAGCUACGAGGGCGAGUAGCGAAAUGUUUGGAGAUUUAGUUAACCUUGGGGUGUUUGUGGUAAGCUGGAGAUUAGCAGUGUAAUUACCGUCCACCCAAGGUAAAUGCUCUUUUGGAGCAGUUAAUUAAUUCUCUAAUGCUGGAUGUAAUAAUAGCUUGCUUCUUUUUUGUUCUUCUUCUUCUUCUUUUCCUGCUUAAUCUUAAUAAGAUUUUAGGGAUCAAUGUAUCCAUGUACUCUCCACCAUUGUAUAAACUUCAUGAUCAUCUCUUCUGAGAUUCCUCUUAAAUUCACUUGAAAUUCUUGGUUUGGUA